AUGAAGAAAUUUCCUAAGAACAUCAGUAAGAAAGAUACUCUUAAAACGAAUGAUCGAACACGCACUAGCUAUAAGCCCUUUGUUUGCGAUUUAUGCAAGAAACAAUUCUCUGAAAAAUCAAGACUCAACCGACAUUACAUAACCCACACGGGCGGAAAGCCUUAUGUAUGUGAUCUAUGCGGAAAAAAAUUUAAUCACAAAGUAAGUCGCGACAGACAUUAUCAAAACCACACCGGUGACAGACCUUUCGUGUGCUACGUCUGCAAUAAAGGUUUUGCUCAAAAGGGUACUCUUAAGAAUCAUGUUAGGACUCACACUGGCAAAAAGCCUUUUGUAUGUGAUGUUUGUAAUGAAGCUUUCACUCAAAAGAGUGCUCUUAAUACACAUGCUCGUACCCACACUGGAGAGAAGCCUUUUGUAUGUGAUAUUUGUAAUGAAGCUUUCGCUCAAAAGGGUACUCUUAAAACACAUGCUCAUACCCACACUGGAGAAAAGCCUUACAAGUGUCCAUUUUGUGGAAAAGCUUUCACGACCAGGAGCAUUUGUAAUAGGCAUCAGAGGAGCGCGCAUAAGUGA
Molecule: messenger RNA, 576 nt
Organism: Argiope bruennichi
Lineage: Eukaryota; Metazoa; Arthropoda; Arachnida; Araneae; Araneidae
Product: gastrula zinc finger protein XlCGF62.1-like
Exons: 1
Coding region: 1-576 (191 amino acids)
Biological process (GO): regulation of transcription by RNA polymerase II
Cellular component (GO): nucleus
Molecular function (GO): DNA-binding transcription factor activity, RNA polymerase II-specific; RNA polymerase II transcription regulatory region sequence-specific DNA binding
Source: RefSeq, a predicted model, not a curated record